Rubroshorea leprosula is the source of this 2479-nucleotide messenger RNA. Lineage: Eukaryota; Viridiplantae; Streptophyta; Magnoliopsida; Malvales; Dipterocarpaceae. The record is from the annotation of a GenBank genome assembly.
AAUCACACACACCCAUUUCUCUGCUUCUCUUCCUCCUCUCCAUUGGGUCCUUUCAACUUUGCCAUUUCUCAUUUCUCAUUCUAUUAAUAUAAAUGGACAAAUUGUUGUGACUUCAAUAUUAUAUAUGAUUAACAGCAAUGGAUGCAGAGUGAGAGACCUCACCAUUCCACCAGCGGCGGGAGCAGUGUAGUAGCAGUAGUGCCACCAGCGAACUCUUCAUCUGCUUCACCUGCCGCCUCUCCUCAUCUUCCAUGAAAAUCUCUUCGAAAUCCAUCCUCAGUCCCGGCCGAAGCAGGGAACCCUCACAAAUCUCGCUUUCUUCCUCGCUCAGCAGACGGCUAAGAAGCAAUGGCAGCAUCAAAGGGGGACAAGCUUCUCCAAUGUUUCCCGCAAUGGGAAAGAAACGGGGAUGUGCUUUGGAGAAUCCAGAACCCUCUUCGCCAAAGGUCACAUGUAUAGGCCAGGUUCGAGUUAAGACUAAGAAACAGGGGAAGAAGAUUAGAGCCAGAUCUAAAAGGAGAGGGGAAGUCAGCUUUAGGAAAAUGGACCGCAACAGCAACGGCGGUGGAACCGCCAUGGCCGCCAGUCCCAGCACCAGCAGUCUUGACAUGUGUAGCCAUCAAGAUUACAACAGGGGUCAUUUUUUACACAGUAGCAGUUAUCAUCACCAGCAAAAUCAGCAACAAGAAUGCAGAAAAUGGGUGCAUUUUCCGGUGACGAUAUGUGAAGCGUUGAGGGCGUUCGGAGCAGAGUUGAACUGCCUCUUACCUUGCAGGUCUUCGUGUAUGGCCAACCAAACAGAGAAAGUAGAGAAGGCCGCGGGAUCUGAUGAGGAGAGUAACAGAAGCGGAAACGGAAGCUCUUGCGGCGCGGUUUUUCCACGUUGGCUCGUGGCGGUGCAGGAAGGGGAGGGGAAGGAGAGGAAUAUAGAGUUGGUGGUCGGAGAAGAAGAUAGAAGAGUGAGUACAGAGAUGAGGAGCCGCCAGAGGAGACAUAUAUUUGAGGAUAUAGAAAUUAACGAGUUCAAGGAUGAGAAAAUGGGUGAAGAGGAGGCAAGAGUCAGUAUUUGUAUUCCGCCCAAAAAUGCAUUGUUGCUGAUGAGAUGUAGAUCUGAUCCUGUGAAAAUGGCUGCCCUCGCAAACCGGUUCUGGGAGUUGCCAGCACCACAGGAUGAAGAGGAAGAAGUCAUAGAUGAGGAUGGAGAGAAGGCGGAGGAAGCGCAUUCGACCAUUGAUGAGGACGAAAUGGAGCAUGAAAUGGGGGAGUUACGUACAAAAUCGCUUUCUUCUGCCGCUGCCGAAGAGCAAGAAAUCCCAGCAGCAGAGGCAGAAGUAGAACCGGAAACAGAGUCUGCUUUGGAUGGAGAAGAAGCAGAGGAGCAAGAAAAUCAAGAAAGGAAUGCAUUAAUUGAUAAUUUGGAAGAACAGAGGAAUAUUGGGUAUCAAGAAAAUCAAGAAAACGAGAUAGAAAAACAACCAGAAUCAGCCGAAGAAUCAUCAUCGGAAAAUCUUGGAGAUCUAGAGAAGGUAGAGUGUAAAGAAAAUGCACCCAUUUCACCGGAAAAUGAAGAUUGUUCUGAAGAAGAAACAGAUCCAGAAGCAGAAUCGGGAAAUAGUAGAGAGGAUACAGAUGAGACGAUAUCAAACGAGCAAGAAUUCUCCGAAAAUGAAGAAAAAGCAGCAGAAGCUCAGGCAAUUGCAGAGGAAACAGAGGAUGAAGAAACCGAGGCCUGUGAAAGAUCCCAACCAGGUUUUCAGGACUUCCGGGAACCCGCCGGAGUUGGGUCAAAUGAGAAGGAAAGUCAACCGAAGUUACUGCCGGAUUGCUUGCUGCUGAUGAUGUGCGAGCCGAAACUAUCCAUGGAGGUAUCCAAGGAGACGUGGGUCUGCAGCACGGACUUCAUCAGAUGGUUACCGGAGAGGCUGCCUGUGCUGCUGCCGGUCAACACGAAAAAAGACUGCGGUGGAGACGAACCCAAGAGGAGAAUCAGCAUCGACUCCAAACCCUCAAAGCAGUUACUGCAGCCACGGAGAUCUUCUUGCUCUUUCCCGGUUGCACCACCCACCGCCGCUGUUGCGGCGGCUGUUCAGGCAUCUAGCGGCGCGUCGAUGGCUACUAUGAUAGAACAGAAGCUCGUCGGGGGUAAAGGGUACGAGCCGUUUGUGCUGACGCGCUGCAAGUCUGAGCCGAUGAGGUCCGCCGCCAAGGUCGGCCCUGAUACUUGCUUCUGGAAGAAUGGAAAGCUCGAGCCGGCUAAGCUUGGAGUCGGCGCGGCUGGGGUUGGCUUUUAACCCUAGUUCAGUGAAAACAAAAUGUUGAUAGGUUAAAAAACGGUGUGGUAAGUUGUAAUUUUGACGUUCAGUUUGUACAGUAGUAAGUAUAAAGUAUCUUUUGUUUUGGAUAUUUGUCUUUAUUUUUAUUUAUUUUCGAUUUUCACCCUUGUAUUAACUACAUUACUAAUUAAAUUUAGCCGUUUCAA